Messenger RNA from Xyrauchen texanus (razorback sucker), 7071 nucleotides. RefSeq names its product SH2 domain-containing protein 3C-like. Bases 98 to 2854 code for a protein of 918 amino acids. NCBI's taxonomy places the organism in Eukaryota, Metazoa, Chordata, Actinopteri, Cypriniformes, Catostomidae. The transcript has 12 exons. Gene Ontology annotation, biological process: positive regulation of peptidyl-serine phosphorylation; small GTPase-mediated signal transduction. Gene Ontology annotation, molecular function: phosphotyrosine residue binding; guanyl-nucleotide exchange factor activity. The record is from RefSeq and is a predicted model, not a curated record.
CACAUGCAAACACACCUAAAAGAGUCAGCCGUGGUAAAACUGUAGAUCUGCAUUCCAGAAAAGACCAUCUACAUCCUGUGGGACAGAGUCAGGAACCAUGAUCAAACGCAAACUGAGCAUUAAGUGGUUUGGUAGUCUCACCAACCUCAGACGAAAGUCAGAUGCCCAAAAGGACAAAGGACCUUCUGACAUGCUGUCAGUUAAAGAGAUAUCGACUGACGACAUGGGCAUGCAUCCACAGAGCCCAAGUUAUGCCAGCUCCAGUGAAUUGUACACCCACAUGGGCACUAUGCCGCGUCACCAUAAGAAGGACAGAAGUUUAAAGAAGAACAAGUCUAAGGACAAGACAAUUCUGGGUCGGAGCCAGAGCUUGAGACCUUCGCAGGACUAUGUAGUUGAUUCACCUCUUCUAAGUGUGCUUUCUGGGAAGGGCUUGGAAGCCUUGGAAAAGCCCAUCGUGGAGGACAAGCCAGCUAUGCAGACAAGAGACAUUCAGGAUCGUGAUCUUCCUCCUCCACCAACUCUGGAUGGAUGCACAAUGGAGCAAGGAACUACAGAUAAAGAGCCCAUACUUGACUCUAUUCGACAUGUUAAUCAGCCAGCUCCACGUGUACAAUCUUCAGAUGUUUUGCCACCAAAUCUAAGUCUGACCAAAGAGUCAAAGGUUCAGCCAGUGCUGCCCAUGAAGAGACACAAAGGAGACACUUCCAUGAAAGGUGCUGAGGAGCUCCAUUCGGACAGUAACUUGAUUAACUUGCCUCUGAAGAUUGUCAGUUAUGCAGAGCAGAAGAAAGAGCAAGAGUCUAAUAUGGGAUCAGGCUGUAAGCAAGACAAUAAAGAGGAGAAGGAACCCAACAGAAAGUUGGACAUCACAGACAGCCAAGGAGAAUAUGUUGAGUUCUCCAAGGAGAAGUACCUGCUGGAGUCGCCCCCAGAGAAACUCAGAAAAGAGCUGGAGGAGGAACUCAAGCUCAGUAGCAGUGACAUGAGGAGCCACGGCUGGUACCAUGGCCAUAUCCCACGAGAGGUCUCAGAAAAUGUGGUCCAACGUAACGGCGACUUCCUAGUCCGGGACUCCUUGUCCACUGUGGGUGACUAUGUCCUGACGUGUCGCUGGCAGCAGGAAGUGAUUCACUGUCGGAUCAGUAAAGUCCUGGUGAAGAGCGGGCAGAGUAAAAUCCAGUACAUGCUAGAGCAAGAGAGCUUUGACUCUGUGCCCACACUGGUCAGUCACCACGCUGGCACGGGUCGAGUCGUGUGCCCACACACCGGCGCACAGCUACUGUGUCCGGUCAACCGAACUCUGCCGCUGAGAUACCUGGAGGCAACGUUUGCAUUAGCAGGUGGAAGACCAGGAUCUGCACAUUCACCAUCGGUCCAGAGGGGGGCCCACAUCAAGAGACGGAGCGUUACUAUGACAGAUGGACUCACAACUGAAAAGAUCAUUCCCCACAGCCCUUCUACUGUGCACCAUAAGGAUGCAAUGAGGAACUGUGCCAUGAGCAUGGAUCAGAUCCAAGAGUACCGCUGCCCUCUGUCCCCAGUGGGGGAGAGCCCCCUGUCUCCUGCCUGCAGCUCCAUCUCCCGCCACAGACAUGGCUCUGGUGGUCGUGUCCUCGCCAUAAUCCCACCCUCCCCUGUUUUGCGGCGCUCUAGCGAUCCCCAUCUCUCGCCCUCUUCCUCCAAUAACAACCUUCCCUGCACAGACAUGCCCUCUUGCACCCACUCCACCCCUGCCCACAGUUACAUCUCAGAGUGUUCAGAACCCGGGGGCAGCUACUGCGAGCUGAGACCCGGACAAACCCCCCCACCGCCCUGCAAGAGCUACGUGGAGAGGUUGAGGGUGGAGGAGGGCCAAAGCCCGGGCUCUGGAGAUCAGGACGGUCUGGAGGGCUUCAUGCUGCCCCUGGUGGAGACCAGCUCCUCUUUCAAACCUGGGAAGUACCAGUCGACUCUUCUGCCAGCCGAGAAUAAACCACUAGAGAUGAGUGUGUUGAAGAGAGUGAAGGAGCUGCUGGCGGAGGUUGAUCCCAAAACAGCUGCCAAACACAUCACUAAGGCAGACUGCACGGUUGCUAGGAUACUGGGCGUUACCAAGGAGAUGCAGAGGAUGAUGGGAGUGAGCUCGGGGCUGGAGUUGCUGACUCUUCCGCAUGGACACCAGCUGAGGCUGGAUCUACUGGAGAGGUUUUACACCAUGUCUAUAAUGAUGGCGGUGGAUUUGCUGGGCUGUACGGGGAGCACAGAGGAGAGAGCUGCCCUCCUGCAUAAAACCAUCCAACUAGCUGCUGAACUCAAGAGCAAUAUGGGCAACAUGUAUGGAUUUGCAGCGGUCAUGAGAGCCCUGGAGCUACCACAGAUCUCACGGCUGGAGCAGACAUGGAUAACGUUGCGACAGAGACACACAGAAGGGGCCAUUCUCUAUGAGAAGAAACUCAAGCCAUUCCUGAAAGCCAUGAAUGAUGGCAAAGAGACGUGUGUACUGUCCAACACAUCCUUCCCGCACGUGGUGCCAGUGUUGUCUAUGCUGGAGCGCGGUGUGGCGGCAGGGGAGGCGCUGGAGUCCUGGGAGAGUGUGGAGUCUGGGGUGGACGUGGUCAUGAGUCACUUGGAAGCAGCACGCACCAUUGCUCACCACGGAGGAUUGUAUUGCACCAACGCUGAGAGCAAAUUAAAUGAUUUCCAGGAGCGUAAGGAGGUACUGGAAAUCUUUUGUACAGAGUUUCAGAUGAGGCUAUUAUGGGGCAGUCGAGGUUCGGAAGGCGGCCAGUCCGAGCGCUACGAGAAGUUUGACAAGGUCCUCACCGCUCUUUCACACAAGCUAGAACCUAUCGUACGACACAGUGAAUUAUAGCACAAACCCUGAUCAUCCCGCGCCCACAAAUGGUAUGAUCACUCCCCACUCUGUCACUUCCACCCCCAGACCGGACUAUUAAGUUUUGGGGGGGUGAACGUACUGCAGAAAUGGAGAAUAAGACAUUGACGGAAUGAAAAGGCACAAAAGGGAACAGGCUUUAUGCGAGCAUGAUAGCGCCCCUAAAGAACACAGAUGUGAACUGCAGCAAUGAAAUGAAAUACACAUCUAAAGCCAAAAUCUCAUCUUUUCGUUGGACAGAGAAUCAACAAAAACAAUGUGAUAAAGGGUUUAAGAACUUCUUUUUCAAAAACAGAGAAUGUGAUAAAGUGCAAGUUAUUUUCUGUGAAUCAACGAUUUUGUCACCAUUAGCUUUGUGUCGAUGACGAGAGAAAGGUCAUCUCCCAUACAGGUUGUUUGCGCAGAGAGGAAACUGCACGAUUUACUGCUGGAAUUGAUUAACACACACUCACUUGUCAAAUGUCUGAAUGUAUGUUGCCAAAUCAUGAAUUUAAACAAGAUACCUGCUGGAUUUUGAUGCUGUUAUGGCUUUAUCAGUAGACAGCUACUGUGAGGAAUUGUUUGUUUAUUUUUUAACGAGUGUCUUACAUGCGUUCACAUUCACUCUCUCUGCAGGUUUUUCAGCAUCGCUCCUCUGAGCGCUUUAUUGUCUGUAUGUGUUAAAAAAGAGAGUAACAUGAUGUUUUCUUUUUCUGUAUUUCUGUUGCUCUGUUGUAGAAUGUUUUUUUAUUUUUAAAGACCCAUAAAAUUGAAUUGGAUGUCAAUUAGCUUUUAGGCUAAUUAACUCUUAAAAGUUGACUAAAUUAACUUUUGGCAAAUAUAUUUCAAAAUUACAGUCUUUCUGUUUCAGGAAAAAAUACUUAAAAUGUUAGGGAUGUCCCGAUACGAUACUGGUAUCGGAAUCGGGUCCGAUACCGCACUCUCUCAAGGUCUGUUAGAACAAAGUUUUAUGAUAUAAAAAAAAAAAAGAUUCCCCAUACGAAUGUCAUAACGUCAACAUUCAGCGCACAAAUUAAAUCACGUUAUGUCCUAGUGUGAUUUUUAACCACAAAAGUCUGUGAUUUAAUGAGAUAAAUAUAAAGUAUAGUUAAAUGUGAGCACUUGUGAGUGUGUGGAACCAGUGCUGUGUUGAUGCCGGCUACUUGUACAUGCUCAUACACCGAAAAAAAACACCAUCAUGAGCAUCACAUGCUCUGUUUGUACCCGAUGACAGUGAGCAGACCGCUAAUUUACUUUGUAGCGUGAGUCACAUACAGACUACAUAUUUAUUUAAUUAAAAAGCAGCUUUUGCAGUUUAAUAAUCACAUUGGGUCACGUAGCGACCUGAUUUUCCAGAAGUGAGAAGCUACCGCCAAAAUAAAAGCUCAAAUUAAAUGGGAAAAAUAAGACAGAAAUAAAUUACUACCGAAUAGUUAUGUAAUAUAGAAAUAUUUACUGUAAUACUACUAAUAAUAAUAAUAAAAAAAUCUAUGGUAAUUUUAUUAUAUUUAAGCAACAUCUAACAUGUUAUGCUCUGUUGUGCAGCACUUUAUUUUACAAAAAUAAACUCCAAUGUUAUAUUUUGCAUUAUGCUGUGAGGUUCUAUAUACCGGUAAAAGCCCUUAAUUUGAUAAAAAAAAAAAAAUUAUACAAUAUUAUAUUGAAAAUGAAUAGUUUGAACUAAAAAAGAAGUAUUGGUACUCGUACUAGUUCUCAAAAAAAUGGUAUCGGGACAUCCCUAAAAAGUAUUGAUGACUUUACUUUUGAUGAUCUGAUUUGCUGGAGCAUGGUCUCAACAAUGAGAAUGUCCCCUCCCCUCAAAUUAUAAAUACCACCUGCUAUCAACUCAAUAUAGCAAAUAGCAAAUCAUGGUUCACGGCUGUGAUGGAAACAAAAGGGCAUUUGGAUAUUUAAAAUAAGGUCAAGCCCUUCAAUAUGUCUUUCCCAAUUAGAAAGUAGGUCAAUACAGAAAAGAAAUCUACUUGUCAAACCAUUUCGUGGAGUCUUUAAUAUCUUUCAUCAUAGAGCAUGCUAGCCAAUAUGGCUUUCUAGUUUUUUAGACACAUAUUAUCAAUGAGAUGAGAUCACAAUGAAUGUCAGUUUGAAUGAAAUGAUUCAAGAGCCCAUGUAGACAAACUUUAUGGAGCAUUUUCUAAUCUGUGCCCUAUUCUGGAACAAAGAUACUCUGGGUUAAAGAUUUUCAAUGAACAGUCAACAUAAGCAAUCUAACGUUGUCAUGCGCCAGGUUUAGUCCAUGUUUCGAUCAUGCAUCGCAAGUUAGUAAAGUCUAACUUUGCUUUUUAAAGGAAUGUUCCUGGUUCAGUUCAACUGCACUUGUGGCAUAAUGUUGAUUUCCACAAAAACAAAUAUUUCAACCUGUCCGUACUUUUAUUGUUUUUAAAAAGAAGCAAAAAUCGUGAUUAUAGUAAGACACUCAAAAUGGAAGUGAAUGGGCCAGAGCAUAAAUGCUAAAAUACAUAUCAUUUCAAAAGUAUAGCCACAAAAUGUAAACGUUAUAUGUGUUAACAUAAAUUGAAUGUGAUAAAAUAGCUUACUUAUCUAUGUAAAGUUAUAUCCAAUAUUAUAACUUCCUUGACAACAUAACAAAACCCUGUAUUCCUGUGUUUGAAAUAACGUAACACAGAUCAGGUCAAUAAGCGAUAUUAUCACGCUAAAAUAAUGUUAAUGUGGAUAAUGUUUACGUAUUGUGGCUAUACUUUUGAAACUGUAUUUAUUUUAGCAUUUAUGGACUGGCCCCAUUUACUUCCAUUGUAAGUUUUUUAGUGAGCUUAACUUAUAUUGAACCUGGAACAUUCCUUUAAUUUUACUUUUUUGUAUUUUGUUUAAAGAACUAAGCAUUCUUAAAAAUGUUAUGGCAAUAAUAUAUAUCACAACCUGCUACAUGGAGGAUGUUUACGAGGAAAGCUUCACUAUUGCUAUUGCUCAAGCUUAGGUUUUGGGGGUUUUCAAAACCUCACCGAAAUUACGGUUUUCACUUUGGCAGAUGAUGACAUGAACUAAAAAAAUAACAUAGACUUUGUCGCCUUAGGCAUACUGUAUCUAGGGACCUGAACUUCAUAGAGACUUGUGGGUGGGCUUUUUUAACUUGAGCCAGUAUGUAACCACCUAGAAAUACAAUAAUAACCAAUCAGAACACCAUAGCAACCACAUAGCAACACCCUCGCAAUUACCCACAAAACCCUUUAAUAGUGGUGUAGACAUUUGCACUGGCAAGCACCUCUCAUUUUCUUCAGAAAAUUUAUUUUUUUCAGAAAAUUUAAUAUUUGAACAACAAAUAAAAAUGUAAGGGGUUCAAAAAAGUUCAGCUAGCAGCAAAUCAUGGCCAGGGGUGGGGCCAGAAUGUCCUGGAGAAGGUGCGCAACUGCUUAGCCCGUCCUUGCCUGGGAGGACACAGUGUUCUGCCCAGACAUAAACUUGCUGUAUGUCACUCUUUCCACCCCUUUGCCAACCCUGGCAAUAAAAUCCUGGACACGCCCCAGAUCAUGGCCACCUUCAUUAACUUGUAUUCACAGAUGCCCUUAUUGGAUUCCAGUACUGUUUUCAUGUUCUGGUAGAUUUAGCCAAACAAAACCCAAAGUCACAUAUAUAUAUAUGUAUAUAUAUGUAUAUAUACAUAUAUAUAUAUAUAUAUAUAUAUAUAUAUAUAUAUAUAUAUAUACCUCUGAAAGCAAUGUAAAUUUUCUACCCUAAUUUCUGGGUAACAACACUUACCCAUUAAGAGUAAAAGAUCUAAUGUUGCAUAUCACAUACAGGCUGCUACACAUCAAGUCAAUGCAUAUUUCCAGGGAACUUUCCGAAGGUGUUUUUCAGGUAUCUUAAUAAAGGCACAUCUGAAAGUAGAUGGUGCUGUCAUGUAUAGAAUAGCAUUUUGGGAUGAACAGCGCAUCAUAUGCAAGUCCACUUUUAGCCAGCAAAAGGCUCUGUUUAGUAAGCUUAAAAAAACAAUAAAUGGACCUUUUAAAACUUUUUUUAAUAAGGCCUACAGGUCAAAGGCUUGUAACGUGUGUUUGGUUUCUCUAUUGAAAAGUUUCUGUAAAGGUAAACGUGUGACUAUUUCAUUUUGUAAAUAGUUACCCUUCAAUGGAUGACGAUGAAGAAAGUGGACGAGGUCAUGUGACUGCAUCCUUUUAUUAUGUGCUGUACAUACUGGUAUGUCCUCUGUUUUGCACUCUUUUUUCAAAAAAUAAAAUACAUUA